GCAUCAGCAGCAGCGACACCAGUACUGUGUGUGUGUUUGUGUGUGUGUGCGCGCGCGCAAGCGUGUGUCUGUGUGUCAGGGGUCAGGGUCUGAGCACUGGGAACCCAUCUCUCUCACUCUACCUCUGCACGGAGACAGUCUGACCCACACGGAGGAGGAGGGACAGGAGUGCGGACAGAGAGUGUCUCUCCUCUUUCUCUCUGUAGUCCCUCUCUCUCUCUCUCUCUCUCUCUCUCUUUCUCUCUGUAGUCCCUCUCUCUCUCUUUCUCUCUGUCCUUCUGCAUGCAAACAGUCUCACCCACAGGAGACCGAGUGGAGUGUAGACAGGCAGGAUGAUGCUUGAGACGCAGCAACAGACUUAAAGGCAGCAGGGACCCUGUCCGCUCAACUCUAUGAAAACCACCACAGCUGUCAAUCAAGCGCUGCCCCCCCACUACCACCACCCCUCUUCUCGUCUGUGGCGCUCGCCUACAAAAUCCAGAGAAAAGAUCCUGAGAAACUCUACAGUAAGCAAUCAGUUUCUCCCCUCUCCAAACCAAGCACACCCCAAACUUAAAGCCAGUAUGCCAAUCACUGUGCAAAAUAUCACGGCCACGUCGGCCAUAGUGAGCUGGCCUUCGGCACCCGUCUGCCUCGACACUUUCUACAGCAUCAUGUACCACCCCAACUGGAACAGCCUGCUGAUGGGCUACACGCGCAAGAGCUUCCUACGUGAGGACCGUGUGCCGGUCAGCCAGACCACCACCCUCCUUGGCAACCUGAGCCCGCAGACCACCUACAUCCUGUGCGUGUCGUGCAAGUCAGCGGCCAACCCCGUGCGCGGGCAGUGCCAGGUUUUCAACACGCUGUACGAGGGGGCGGAGAUGAGCAGCGGGCGCCGAGACCUGGCCAUGGGCGUGUGGCUGGCCAGCAGCCUCCUGCUGCUGGUCAUCGCUGUGGUGCUGCUCUGGGGCUGCCUGUACUCCAUGUGCCCCGGGCAGGGGCAGCAGCUGGGGGAGGGGGGCAAUUGCCCAGCAGCGAGCUCCCCACACCAGGGCCAGACCCUGGUGCCUGGCGGAAGAGGAGGAGGUGGAGGAGGAGGCGGUGCAGUGCAGGGGGCUGGGGAUAUAAGAGACAGCAGCUUCUACACGCCCAGCUGCAGUGAGGAGGAAAAGGAAGAGGACUCCCAGCAGGACAGAGUGCUGGCAAACCCCUCCCACAUGGAGCAAGGAGGGGGGGUCUUGGCUGAGGCUGAGACCCAGGGGCACGAGCUUGGAAGGCUCCUCAAAAAUAGCAAUGGAAGCCCAAACUGAGAUGCUGAUUCAUUGUCAACAGGACACUGCCGUCAUGCGACUGGGCAUUUUAACAGCAGCCAUGUGACGCAGUUUGAGACUAAAUGACCCAUACAAAUCAUUCUUUUUAUCAUGGGAGGCUGUUAUGGCUUCAAGGAUUGAAGAUAAUGAAUGUCGUACAGGAAGUCAAAGCAAUGAACACUGAAAGGUUUGUUUAUACGUGCUACAAAUUAUGUUUUUGUCUUUCUUAUGUAUCUUUCCGUGAAAAACGUCAAUGUUUGCGAUAGCUGACAAACAAACAGAAAAUGAAUGCAAACUACUGCUUUAAGGCAAAUGUCUCAUUUUCCAUAGUAGGGUAACUGACAAUCAUGUCAUUGUAUCGAUGUGUUUCAAGCUCCAUUUAUUUCCAUUUAAAGUCACUGUGGUAAAACAUGAGACACAAUUAACAUGAGCAGCAUCUAUCUGAUUGUAAGAUGUGUUCCCUUCCUUUCUGCCUUCCUUGUAUUACCACAGCACUGCGGAUUGUGGAUCUGCUAAAACAGGUCAUUAGAGUCAGUGUGAAAGAGAAAACCAAAUGAGAACAUUGCUUUCUAGCCCUUCAUUAGCCUUGCUGGCUGAGAUGUGAAAAAUAAAAUGAAUUCUUGUGUGAUCGUA
Molecule: messenger RNA, 1925 nt
Organism: Alosa sapidissima (American shad)
Lineage: Eukaryota; Metazoa; Chordata; Actinopteri; Clupeiformes; Clupeidae
Exons: 2
Coding region: 393-1292 (299 amino acids)
Molecular function (GO): protein binding
Source: RefSeq, a predicted model, not a curated record